AUGGGAGAUUUACCAGAGUACCGAGUGACACCCACUAAACCAUUCACCUUAUGCGGUAUUGACUACGCAGGGCCGUAUCUGAUGAAAGAUGAGCGCGAAGAAAUCGGGGACUCGAAACCGUCCCAGUUUUUGCGCCGAUUAAGAGCUUUAGCAGAGUCUACAGUUUUCGAUUCGCUCCUACGUACACUGUGGCUAGUGCGCCUGCCAUCUUGUGUACAGGCAAUCCUCGCGACACAAAAGAAUGUCGCGUUGGACGAUGUCGCGGAGCUGGCCGACGCAGUUAUGGAGACAGUAAUGCCUGACACAGCGCUCCAGGAGAUGGCCAGAUCAAGUUCAGAAGACGACAGACUGAAACUCAUUGAGCAACAGUUAGUGGAGAUGUCGCAGGCAAUGACGAAGCUAUUCACGAAUAGUGAACCACGGCGACCGACGACGAGAACACCCAGAUCGCGUUCGCAAGACCACUCGCGAAGCCGUGACAGUAACAGUGCAUGGAAAGAAGACAUUCAAGCUACCGCGGCCGAGAUGGUGUACGGACAACAUCUACGCCUACCCGGAGAAUUUCUUCAUUCCCGCAGGACAGACGAAGAGCUCAGCACCGAAGCGAAUUUUGUUAAGGACCUCAGACGUCAUAUGGAAAGCUUACGUCCGGCCGCAGUUAAACGCCAUGGCGACAAGACGCCAUUCGUUUUUAAAGACUUGGCAACAGCGACACAUGUGUUUGUGCGUGCGGACGGCGUUAAAACACAACUACAGAACCCAUAUGAUGGUCCGUUUACAGUGAUUAAACGCGACGACAAAACAUUCACGGUGCUAGUACGUGGUCGUGAAGUUAAAGUGUCCAUAGACAGAGUCAAACCGGCGUAUUGUUUGAAUGAUGCGACAGAUACCAGGAACGAGAACAAUAGCCUUCCAUCAACUUCUGCCCCAUUAUCCGUGCCAACCACACCCAAGGCAAUUACCACUAGGUCCGGCAGAAGGGUCCGUUUCCCUGACCGGCUGCAAAUUCCGUGA
Messenger RNA from Anoplophora glabripennis (Asian longhorned beetle), 1014 nucleotides. RefSeq lists its product as uncharacterized. The record is from RefSeq and is a predicted model, not a curated record. NCBI's taxonomy places the organism in Eukaryota, Metazoa, Arthropoda, Insecta, Coleoptera, Cerambycidae. The coding region runs from base 1 to 1014 and encodes 337 amino acids. The transcript has 3 exons.